This is a messenger RNA of Corylus avellana, 2785 nucleotides long. Its product is annotated as transcription factor bHLH143. The record is from RefSeq and is a predicted model, not a curated record. Gene Ontology annotation, molecular function: protein dimerization activity. Lineage: Eukaryota; Viridiplantae; Streptophyta; Magnoliopsida; Fagales; Betulaceae.
UCUUCUCAAAACCACUCUCACUAUUCCCUCAUUUCCUUCCAAGGGUUUCAAUCUGAAGAUUCCAUUUGAUUCAGAUCGGAGCCGAGGAAGAUCUUUGAUUUCUCUCCAGUUUCACUGAGUUUUGGUUUCCAUACAUAGCACCAGAGCAAGUAGUCGUGGAUAUUUUUUUAUUACAGAGGAGAACAGCAUGCCUUGGUUGAGUUUAUCAGUUGAUGUGUUUCGCAAAGUAGUGCAGUUAAACCUAUAUUGCAGGGUUAUUCUGUAAAUCAUUUCCUUAACCGAAUCCUGAUUUUUUGCUUCUCUUGGACUGCUGUUCUUUGCUCAACUGACCAUGGGAUCCAGUCGGUUUUUCGUCAUUUCUUGUGACAUGCAUAGGAUUAGCUGAAGAAGUAGACUAAACCAAGUUUGAACUCGAAUUCUCCUUUUCAUUCCUGUUCUUGUUGAGUGUUUGUCUUGUGCCUAUAUAGUAGUCAAAUAGUCAAGGGUUGAAAGAAGUGAUGGUGUGCCAAGCAGCAAGCCAAACUAGAUUUCGGGCCUUAAAACAUGAGAGUGGGAUCGCAGGGAGACCAACGAUUAUAGUAAGAGUGAUUGCAUGCUUUCAACCUUUGCAGGAUUGCCAGGCUGAGUAUUUCCGUCAUUUGCUUAAACCUGUCACGUAGAUUGAUUCCUUUCCUUUCGUAUCAAAUUGAGCUGGAGUUUGUAGAUUUUCCUUUUCUAUUCUUUGUUCCUAAAAGAGGCAGCAAGUAUUUGAAUCUUCCAGAUUAAAGAAUCAAUCCAUCCCCUGGUGAUUUUUUUACCUGGAUGGUUAAGGCCAACGAAUCUGGGCUUUAUCCACAGCAUUCUGCUUGGCCACCAUCUAAACUGAAUUUCAUGAGCACGGCACUGCGACCGAGGCAACAGGAAUGUUUGCCAGCAGGUAUAAGCCCUGGCAGUUGCGUGCCCUCUGCACGGUUGGCAUUGCCCAGGUUUGAAGUUCCUGGUAUACCAGACUUGAAGACGGAACAAACAAAGGACGCUUAUGCAUCUCUUCAAUGUUUACCUCUUCACUUCCAGAGCUUGUUUCCCACUCCUAACCCAUAUCUUAAAGGAAGACAAUCUCCCUUGUCUCAUGGGCUUGAUGGGAAUGCUGGGCCAAAUGCAAGCUCUGGGUCUUCUCCAAAGAGAUUCCUUAUUUUUGAUCAGUGUGGGAAUCAAACAAGGCUAAUUCAUAAUUCGGUUUGCCUCCCUGUCUGGAGUCCAGCUACUGCUACUACAAAACCAUUGUUUGGUUAUAAGUCGUAUGAGGAAGAGCAGCCAGCUAGAGUGAGUCCAACUGAUCCAAGAAAGUACUUUUUACACGAAGAGUCUGGUGAGAAUAAAAUAGCUAGUGAAGAAAGUGAGAUGCAUGAAGACACAGAAGAAAUCAAUGCCUUGCUUUACUCCGAUGAGAGUGAUGAUGAUGAUGAUUAUGGUGAUGAUGAUGAUGAAGUAGCAAGCACAGGCCAUUCUCCAAUGGCCAUUAAGGGGAGUUACGAGAAACAUGAAUAUGUCGAAUGCAUUGCAGAGGAAGUUGCUGGCUCAGAUGGCCCAAACAAAAGGCUGAAAUUGCUCGAUGGUGGGUACAAAAAAUCAUCUCCUAUGGACACUGCUAGUUCGGUAAAACUGGACAGAUCUCUUGCAUAUGACAGUGAUGCAGAAUCAAGCUAUGCCAUUGGCCAGAACCAAGGAGAGGAAGCGAGUUCUAUUUUGGGCAAAAGGCCUUUUAAAAGGGAUAAUAUACGUGAUGCAUUGAGAAUUCUUGAGAGCAUAAUUCCUGGUGCAGAGGGUAAGGAUCCAUUGUUGGUUAUUGAUGAAGCUAUAGAUUACCUAAAGAGUUUGAAGCACAAAGCCAAAUCUCUAGGGGUUAGCCACCAAUAGGUUGCGUUGUCUUGCAGCAUGUUCACUAGAGGAUUGAAAGAAAGGUGAAAAGGUAGGUGGUAAACAUAUAUUUCUUGGCUUGAGUGAUUGAUGACAUUGAAAUAAGUAUUAGUGGCUAUGGUUUUGUUGGGGGCCCUUUUCCAUCUUUUCCUGAAGAGCUGUAUAUAAUGGGCCAAUAAAGGAAAGAUGUAAUGGUAUGGGAAUGCACUUUGGUUUGCCAAGGGGUGAAGGAAAAAAAGGGGUUUUUUUUGUUGACCAGAAAUAAUUAUUCUAUUAGCUUUUGGGGGUUUAAAGAUUAAGAAAGUCACAAAGAUCUGAACGCAUGGGGGGGUUUAGUGGUGGGCUGUGCUGUAAAUGAGGACUCUUUUUCCGGAUUGUUGAGAACCCCCAUGGAUUAAGUGCAUGCGCGUUUGGUAAUCAGGUCCCACUUUGAAUCCUCUUUUCUUUGUUGAUUUUAUGCUUUUGUCCUCUGCCUUCAUGUUGGUAUAAGAAUUCUAAAAGUAGGAAGAAAAAAGUUGCUGGUGUGGAUGAGUGCUUGGAGUGGGAGCAUAGUCUUCCAUCAUGUACUUUUGGGCCCCCCCCCUCCUUUUUCAUCAACUCGUGUUGUAAAAGGUUAGUGUGUUUUACAUGAGGAAGGGAGGGAGGGGAAGUCAUUCUGCUGUACAGUGAUUUGUGGUGACUGGUGAUGCUAUUAUGAGUUUGUCCAGUUGUGUUUUGAGUGUAAAAUAAUUGGAGUCUGAAUAAUGCAGCGGUGGUGGUGGUGGUGGGGAUGGGGCUGUCUUGCUGAGUUUUGCUUUGUUACUUCUUGUCCUAUGUGUGUCCUUUUUAUGUGUGCCUUUUUUAUGUAAAACUUGAAAAAUAUCUAUUGUGAACUUUGUGAUUUGUUUUA